Messenger RNA from Rhododendron vialii, 747 nucleotides. RefSeq names its product late embryogenesis abundant protein 18. The coding region runs from base 174 to 548 and encodes 124 amino acids. The transcript has 2 exons. NCBI's taxonomy places the organism in Eukaryota, Viridiplantae, Streptophyta, Magnoliopsida, Ericales, Ericaceae. Gene Ontology annotation, biological process: embryo development ending in seed dormancy. The record is from RefSeq and is a predicted model, not a curated record.
CUUCCAACCGUGGCCCGCCCUCCAGCAUUUUCAGAGUGUAUAUAUAAAUGCACGUACAGGCGUUUAAGAACUCCAUAUUGAAGCGAAGUUGAUAUUCCAUUAGAGGCCUAAAUUGAAAGUGUUAAUUUCUGAUCAUUUUAGUUGCUGUGAUUUAGAGAGAGAGAGAGAGAGAGAUGCAUUCCGCAAAGGAGAAGAUAAGCAACAUGGCCAGUGCUGCCAAGGCGCACGUUGACAUCUCCAAAGCCAAAGUCGAUGAGAAGGUGGAGAAAGCAACAGCUAGAUCAAAGGAAGGGAAGCAUGUAGCUGAGGAGCAAAGGAAAGCCAAGGAGGCUGAAGCCAAGAUGAGGCUUCACGAGGAAAAGGCGGAGCACGCGGCCGAGAAGUUCCAAGGCAAGCACUCCCACCUCCUUCACGGCCACCAUCAGCCGGUGGUUGGAACUCAUGACCACCAUCAGCCGGUCGCUGGAACUGCGGCCCCUGGGACCACGGUUCCAACUAACCCUCUAGGAGGACACACUACUGGACAUCAUCAUAACAAGUACGUGUAGGUUCUCUAUUGAGAGAGAGAGAGAGAGAGAGAGAGAGAGAGAGAGAGUUGGUUAUUGUUUUCGUUGUUUUGGUUUUCCUUUGAAUGUCGGGUUGGGUGUUUGUUGGUAUGUUCAUCAAUUAUCAGUUUAUGGAUUGGGUGCCUUGUUGAGUUUGUACCAAAAACAGAACAAGUAUGAAGUGAUAAUGUAUAUGUGUGGA